Molecule: messenger RNA, 1485 nt
Organism: Purpureocillium lilacinum
Lineage: Eukaryota; Fungi; Ascomycota; Sordariomycetes; Hypocreales; Ophiocordycipitaceae
Cellular component (GO): P-body; CCR4-NOT complex; CCR4-NOT core complex
Molecular function (GO): nucleic acid binding; poly(A)-specific ribonuclease activity
Source: RefSeq, a predicted model, not a curated record
AUGCCGCCACAGAUACGCGGCUUCGGCGCUGGGCCCGGCGUCGGCGCCCCCUUCCACCAGCCUGGCUUCCCGUCCCACGGUCAGCCGCAGGGCGGGCCGCUGGGCGGGAACCAAUAUCUCGGCGCGUCUGCCCAGAUGAACCCUUUUGCCGCCGCCAACGGCAACUCGUUUGGCGCUGCGGGGCUCAACGGAGGCGCCGCGGGCUUCGCCGACUCGGCGUUUGGCAGCCAAAAUGCGAGGAUGGGAUUCGCGCACGGCUCCGGGGCCACUGGCGGGCUGCAACAGCCCCAGCAUGGAGGCCAGGUCCAGCACAACGUCCUGAUGGAGCACCCGACCAUGAGGACGCAGCCGAACAAGGGGAGAAUACGAGAAGUCUGGAAACAUAACCUGCACGAGGAGAUGGCCGUACUACGAGACAUGGUGGAAAAAUACCCGUAUAUUGCUAUGGACACUGAAUUCCCGGGCGUAGUAUCAAGACCGAUGGGCUCGUUUCGAGGGAAAAGCGAUUACCACUACCAAUGCCUGCGCACCAACGUCGACAUGCUCAAGGUGAUCCAGAUCGGCAUCACCUUGUUCAACGAAGAGGGCGAAACCCCGCCGGCUCGGCCACCCUCGAACGACUUGGCAGGCAUGGCUGGAAGACGAACUGCGAACCAGGGACCGUUCCCAUACUCAUGGCAGUUCAACUUCAAGUUCUCUCUGAAGGACGACAUGUACAACGAGAAAUCCAUCGAGUCUCUCCAGCAAGCCGGCAUCGACUUCAACCUGCUCGAGCGAGAUGGAAUCGACCCGCACGAGUUUGCCGCGCUCCUGAUCCCGUCGGGCCUGGUCUGCUUUGACAACAUCAAGUGGAUCUCAUUCCACGGCGGUUACGACUUCGGCUAUCUCACCAAGCUUCUCAUCUGCACGCCGUUGCCCAACGACGAGGUGGACUUUGACCACAAGAUGAAGCUCUACUUCCCGAUGACGUACGAUGUCAAGCACCUCAUGAAGCACGCCAUCAGACUGCACAACUCUGGGCUGCUCACGCCGAGCGAUCCCAGUAGCACCGAGAUCCUGCAAAAGUUCGAGCACAAGUCGGGUCUGGAGAACAUUGCCGAGACGCUCAAGGUCAAGCGCAUUGGGGCCGCUCACCAGGCCGGCUCCGACUCGCUCCUGACAGGCAAGGUGUUUUUCCAGAUGCGCGACAAGAUCUUCAACGGCGACAUCCCCGACGAGCACGUCGGCAAGGUUUGGGGCCUGGGUAUCCCGGAUGUCGGCCUCCUGACCUCGUCCAUGAUGAACGCGAGCCAUGCUGGCGGCGGCGACCAGCAACAGACCAACGGUGGCGCGCCUAGUACGCCCAAUACCGGCACCGUCGGCCUUGUUACCACGCCUGCCGCGCAGAGCCACAACACCAACGGCCUCUCCAACAUGGGCCCGAUGACUCCCGGAGGCGGAGGCGGAGUCUUUGGCAACUUUGCUUUUGCAGGAAACAACCGGUAA